UCGGGUCUCUGCGAUGGUCUCUGCGAUGGUCUCGGGUCUCUGCGAUGAUCUCGGGUCUCUGCGAUGGUCUCGGGUCUCUGCGAUGGUCUCGGGUCUCUGCGAUGGUCUCGGGAGGCUAGAGCUGCCCAGUCUCUGUCUGACCCCUUCACUGAGCCCAGUUUAACCUUGGGACACCCUACCAGGGUCUGAUGUCCCAACUACACAGCCUUCAGGGUCAUGGAGCGGCUCGAACUCCUCCCCAGUGAUGUGCAUAGAUCUGGUGGAGGAGUUUAUUAAUGAUUCAUUCUUAAUUAAAUCCAAGGAUUCUUGCAGUUAAUAUAAACCUGUUUAUAAAAGUGCGACAUUCUCAGCGGGAUGACACCGUUAGCUUGGAACGCUAUUUUUAUAUCAACAAUCCACCUUCACGGACCGCUUUGCGUCUGGCUGUGCUAGUAAAGAACUCCUGCUCAUGUUUAUAGAAAUGAGAAACUAACCUGUCUAAAUAACUUUACACCGUGUCACUGUUUUCUCACCCAGCCAACAUCAGUGCUGGUUUUCCUUAUGUAAAUUUUUAUUUGAGGAACUAUUUUUCUCAGUUUUGCUUUUUCUUACUUGGGAAGUUCCUGCUGGCUGGAAUAUCUCGAUGAUGUAAAUGAUAAGUGUUGUGAGGGCAUAAAAUGCAUCUGCUGGUGUUCUGUCUCUUUAAGGGGGGGUCAUUUUCAACAAACUGCUCGCCCCCCCCCAUGUCUUGCUGGGAAGAGAUCAGUGUGCAUGGGCAGUGAAUAAAGGAGACAGAGCCAGGAUUGUCCAGAUAUUAGCAUGCUGGUCCCAUCUCUUCGGCCCUUUCUUCAGUCAGGCUGCUGUUGGCUGACGACAUCCAGAAUCUGACAGCAGAUGCAUCAGCAGAGUUGGGAACUUGACCCUGUAAAUGAAUGGGGAUUACUUUAUAACAGUGACACGUUUGCUUUGAGCAAGAGUGAGAAGAAUACAGGAACAGAAGCCAGUGUCUAUAAAUCUUCAGCUUUUGACUCAGGCUUGGCAGAUUUCCUGACAUCCCUCCAAACUUGGCUGUCUCCUGGCAACUUCUGUGGCUUGCUGACUGUGAAAAGGACCGAGUCUGCCUGUGGGACAAAAGAAACACUUGAAAGUUUCCAGCAUUUCUGAGCGGAGCAGAAAGAUCCUCGUCCGUAACGACAGCGGUGGACGAGGCUUCGCAGGGCCAGGAGAAAGCUCCACGCCCAGCAUGUUGAAUCUCAACUCUCCUAAUGACAACAGGAGCUCUCUCCAGGACCCUGUGUCGUUGAACGUUGGUGGAGAAAUUUAUACCACCACCCUGGACACUCUGACCCGCUGCCGAGACUCCAUGUUGGGCGCGAUGUUCACUGGACAGAUGGCGGUUCUCAGGGACAGCAGAGGACAUGUCUUCAUCGACAGAGACGGUAAAGUCUUCAGGUAUGUCCUGAACUACCUGCGCUCCUGCUCCUUGGACCUGCCGGAUGGAUUUUCUGAACUUUCACUGCUGCGCAGAGAGGCAGAUUUCUUCCAGAUACGGCCUCUGUUAGAGGAGAUUGAUCGUUAUGAGGCAUCGGUGGCCCUCGGCUGGAGAGGAGGGCCACAAGGAGCCAUGAUCAUUGUUAACCUGGACUCCAAGGUCAGAGUUCUUCAUUAUAACUUGCGGCACGGCCCAGAAAACUAUGAGCUCUGCACAUGCUCAGUUCGAGCCUUCACAGCUGACCUUUUCUGUACAUGGGGGGCUUUCCUCGCUCUGCUGUGUGAGCGCUUCUCCUACCGGACAUCCCAGGGUCUCACCAGCCCUCAUCCAUGCAACCAGAGGCAGAACUGGCUGAAACUUGAGUGGGUGCCGAGGCCCGAUGAGCUUCCACAGGACCAGUAUGACAAGCAGUACUACCGGGGGCUAGCUGUCAUCAACCCUGAGGUAAACCGGCCAGAUGACAUAAUGAACAAGCUUCGGAGCCCCUAUGACAUCACAGACCUGCAGGCCUUUGUGGAGGAGCUGUUGAAGGUGUCUCUGGCUGAGGGAUUCAAGGUCGAACUGGUCUCUCCUGAUCCUGUAGAAAUUCUUAACUGCACCUCCCUUCGACUUGUUAAGUUCUGACUUGUGGACCAAACUGAUACAAGCUAACCAGCAACCCUCAGCUAACCCGGGUUUAAACUAUCUAACCAAGUCUUUUAAGGGCUGAGUUGAAGGUUACAACUAAUAAUGACCAGGAGGCUGUCAGCUCCUCCGUCACCUCCUUCAUCAGCUUCUACAUCAGCUCCUGGAUUAUGACUCUUUAGGAUUAUAUUUACAGCAUACAGGACAUAAAUGAAUAAAAUCAGUUUUCAGAAACAUAAAGCCAACUAGACACGUGAAAAAUCAAAUAUAAACACACAACUUACUUUUACUAACUUUAGAAGAAAUUAUCCAAAUCUCUCACCAACAAAUUCUAACGUAACAUGAUUAUCCUGCCAGUUUAACUGCAGACAGCUCUCACUGACAACUAAAGAAGGAGGAUUUUAUUUUCAGCCUGGCGACGGCCAGCAGACUGAGCUCCACUACUGACCGCUGCCUUCAUCUCUUUUCUUUUUGCUCAACCUGCUUUUCUUCUUUUUCUCACUGACAGAAAACUUCUCAUCUUUUUGAAAAACUCGCUCAUUUGUCUGUCGACACAAGACACGCCGCUACUUGCAGCCAGACCGAGGGGUGGAGGUGGGGACCGUGCUCCGGA
Messenger RNA from Melanotaenia boesemani (Boeseman's rainbowfish), 2708 nucleotides. RefSeq names its product BTB/POZ domain-containing protein KCTD21-like. Gene Ontology annotation, molecular function: protein binding. The transcript has 2 exons. Lineage: Eukaryota; Metazoa; Chordata; Actinopteri; Atheriniformes; Melanotaeniidae. Gene Ontology annotation, biological process: protein homooligomerization. The record is from RefSeq and is a predicted model, not a curated record. Bases 1223 to 2095 code for a protein of 290 amino acids.